Messenger RNA from Episyrphus balteatus (marmalade hoverfly), 1530 nucleotides. RefSeq names its product DNA primase small subunit (gene DNApol-alpha50). Gene Ontology annotation, biological process: DNA replication, synthesis of primer. Bases 172 to 1485 code for a protein of 437 amino acids. Gene Ontology annotation, cellular component: alpha DNA polymerase:primase complex. The transcript has 4 exons. NCBI's taxonomy places the organism in Eukaryota, Metazoa, Arthropoda, Insecta, Diptera, Syrphidae. The record is from RefSeq and is a predicted model, not a curated record.
AAAACCUCCAUCCACAAAAUGUCAAACAGAUUUUAAAGCGCGGGAUUUUUACUUCGUCUCAAAUAAAUUUUUAUUAAAAUCACUAUAAAUAAGAAUAAUAAACAAUUUAACUAAAAAAGUGUUUCAUUUGAAAGCAUUUAAUUUAAGAGAAAUUAAAACAGCUCUAAAAUUAUGAAAGAAACUAUGGAGAAUGGUGAUGCUAAAGUUUUGCCCAAGUAUGAUCCCAACAGUUUGCAGGAUAUGCUUCCUGUUUAUUAUAAACGUUUGUUUCCACAUAAACCAUUUUAUCGAUGGCUAUCAUAUGGAUUGUCUGAACCAGGGAUAUUUUCAAAUCGAGAAAUUUCUUUUACACUAGCAGAUGAUAUUUAUAUACGUUACCUUUGCUAUGACACUGAAUCUCAAAUGGAAAAGGAUAUUUGUUCGAGAAAUCCGGUGAAAAUUGAUAUUGGACCUGUGAUGCAGAAUAAACCAUCAGUUCUGCGUAUGUCCUCCAAGGCCAUGAUCCCCGUCCAACGUGAAUUAGUCUUUGAUAUUGAUAUGACUGACUACGAUGAUGUGAGAACAUGUUGUGAAGGUGCUGCCGUAUGCACAAAAUGCUGGAAAUUCAUGACUGUUGCUUGUAAAAUCUUGGAUUUGGCACUUAGAGAAGAUUUUGGCUUCGAACACAUUUUAUGGGUAUUCUCUGGUCGUCGUGGUAUACAUUGUUGGGUGUGUGAUCCUAUAGCUCGUCGGUUGGACUCCAAAGGGCGUUCAGCAGUUGCCGAAUAUUUGCAAGUAGUCAGUCAUGCAGUUAGUGGGGAUAACAAUAGUAGCGUUCGAGCGAUAAUUGGCGAGCGAAUGCAUCAUAGUAUUAAACGGGCCUUAAAAAUAAUCGAACCAAUGUUUGAAGAAAUUGUUCUUGAAGAUCAAAAUCUCUUUGGAACGGCCAAAGGAGUUGGAAAACUUUUACAAAUGAUUCCUGAUGAAAAUGCUCGCAAAGAUGUCGAGGCGCAUUUGAAAAAGCACGAAGGUGCCAACUCCAAGACUAUUUGGACAACUUUUACUCGAUUUGCAAACUCGAUGCGUAGUCAAGCCGCAUCAACUAUUUGGACAAGAAAAAUGAGAAAUAUUGUCGAAGAAAUUCAAUUAGCUGUGGUAUAUCCACGUUUGGAUAUAAAUGUCACAAAGGGAUUCAACCAUUUGCUUAAAGCUCCAUUUUGUAUACAUCCGAGCACGGGAAAACUGUGUGUUCCUUUCAAUGCGAAUCUGGCUUCAAAGUUUGAUCCGACAAAUGUGCCAACCAUAGUGUCUCUGAUGGAGGAAAUCAAUGUUUUCGAUGAGAAGAGUAAAGAUGAAGAUGCUCCAAAAGAUAAGAGUCGCAUUAAAGACUUUAAGAAAACUGGAAUGUUUAAACCUGUGGUAGUUUUUGAAGAAUUUCUGCGAAAGCUUGAAAAGAGCUACACGUCCAAAGCAAUCGAAGUGAGCGAUACAACUUUGGAGUUUUAAACUUGAUUAUUAUUAAAAUUAAAUUUUGUUAUUUUAUACGUAAAA